Molecule: messenger RNA, 3395 nt
Organism: Ornithodoros turicata
Lineage: Eukaryota; Metazoa; Arthropoda; Arachnida; Ixodida; Argasidae
Exons: 1
Coding region: 286-2328 (680 amino acids)
Source: RefSeq, a predicted model, not a curated record
CUCAUGCCCACGGAUUCCUGUACACAAAACCCCCUUUUUGACAAAAGAGCCCCAGUAAAGAAAGAGGUAGGUAACCUCCGCUAUUCGAAAGGGAGCGAAACGCAGAAACCCCGACGACCCGCAUCCCUGCCUGCCCGCAUUGGCUGACGGCGUCGCCAUUGUAACGUCCCGCCAUCUAUCGCAGAGAUGACUAAGCAGCCAUUGUGAUAAAGCCAAAAGGCGGUAAGUGUAGCAUCAUUACAUUGUCCAUCAAAGCAAGAACCGUGCCUCGUGUGAUCGUCAAUCAUGGGGACAUCCGUGAAAUGGACGGACAUUCGCGUGAAGCUCAAGGCGAUCGCAUAUUACAGAAGUGUAGGGAACAAAUCUCUAACGGCCAAAAUGUUCGGAGUGAGUGACAAAACGAUUGCAAAUUGGAUCAAGGGUGAACACCGGCUUCGGGCUGAGGGACCUUCAAAGAUACGACGUUGCCAUGCCGAAUCAGUUGCGCUGCUGGAACGGAGCAUGCUGCGCUACGUGAAUGAUCGGAGCCGACGGGGAAAAACAAUCAGGUACGAUGAGCUGGUGGAGCACGCCGCAGAACUGAAGAAAGCGCACAAGGUGAGAGGACUGCCAGUGUCACUCGUAUGGGUGACAGAGUUCGUCACCAGACAUCAUCUGCGAUCAAAGUGCGAGAAAUUGAAGCCUUCCACACCACAGUCGACGCCCAAAACGGAUAAAGCGCCGAUGCCUUCUAAAGCGAAGACGAAAAAAGAACAUCGCACACCCAAAGCACAAACGGCUAUCAAAAAGGCAGCGAGUAAAUGUCUGAAAGCGGCUCUGAAAGGUCCAAACAAACUCGCGCAGAAAAAGGCAGGCUUAGUAAUAAAUCUCCCCAAAAAGAAGCAUAAAACUGUCAACAAAAACGAUAACCCCAAAAAGAAAGGUAGCGUGCAUGCGGGAACGACGACGAGUAAGAAAAUCUCACUGCCAAAAAGCAACUUGAAAAAAGUGAUUGCAUUGUCUAAGAAGGUCUUGUCCAAAGCCAAAACAAAGAGUGAAGACAAGCAAAAGCUGAUACCACAUGCCGAGAAAAAAAUGGGACAGUCACCAAAGAGGGCUACACCCAAGAAAAGCAGCAAACCAAAAUCUGUUCAGAGGCCUAAGAAUCCGAUCAAACCGAAGUCCACUGUGAGUGCUGCAAAACAGUCUCUGAGGAGGGCAAAACUACUGGCUUGCCGUACCAAGGAGUCGACUUCAAGCGCAGCCAGUCGAGCAACAUGUUCUCUGCGCACGGCCGUUGCGCAGAAAUUGCACAGUGCCAAACAGAUGAAGCGGCGGCGACAGCCCACAAAGAUAUUCCGGACCCGCUACAGGAUCAAGGAAAUGCAGCGCAGAAUCGAAGAAAACCGAGCGUCCGAUUUCUUCGACUUCUUCUAUGGCCUUGGCUUGAUUCCCGUCAGCAAAGAUCCAGACGACUCCUGGUGUUACCCACUGCUUAACAGCGUUCAGCUGUCCCCGUGCUCCAGUUUCCCAUCCAUGUCUGACACCACACUGCCUUUGGCACCUCGUGAAGUUCCUCAAAGUCCCACGUCUCCACGUACGAGGCGAUACCUGGCUUGGCGACCACGCCCUUCUUUAGUGACGCCCCCACCGAAGGAUUGUGACAUGGUCCAGAGAACUCCGGGAGGAUUCAUUAAACAAGAGCCCGGUCCCAGCAGUAGCGAGGACAAUGGUCCAUCGCAGCUCUCCCUGCUGCAGCAGACAAAGUCUUUCUUCGAGCGCAUCCAAAGUGGCAGCCUGCAGUCUGAAAACGCAGUGUCGCCCGGUGAAUCUCCAAUCAUUCCGGAACAGCUCGCCGUUGUCAAGCAACUUUUCCCCGCUUCCAAGCGGCUGAAGAUCCCCAGCAUUCAAAAAAGCCCGUCAAAGUUUUCCCCCGUCAAAUCGGACGCCAGGCCGUGCCCGAAUCUUCGACCCAGGAGCACAGAACAGCUCCAGAGGCUCGCGGGCUGCUUCAGCAGUCCGAGGAAGAGGAAGUCGGAGACCCCUCCAAAGCUGAGUCCAGAGGUCCUCUACUGUACGUCUCCGAAGGCCAUGAACUGGCUAUCGUUUCCGGACCGUUCGGAACCGCAGAAGUCCGUGCUUACUCUGGAGGGCCACGCGCUAAUGCAACAUUUACGAGAUGUCAUGGGUGAUGUCGAGGACAGCCUCCCGGAACCAAAGGCAAAGAAGGAGCAUUUUGAGGAAGGAGUGAAUCUGUCGCAGGACCUGCAACGCAUUUGCCGCAGGAGGUCCUACAGCAAGAACGACGUCCCUCAGGGAGAUUGCUUUCAAGAACUUUCGCAGACGUAGUAGAUACAGCAAAUUUUAUAAAUGUGUACAUAAUCACGUUCCUGAUACUUUGUGAUUAACGCCGGACUGAUUUGGGGGUCUGCUACUUCUCCGCCUAAGCCGACCGGAACAUGCAAUCGGGCUAUAUACGAGGCGCAUCAAAUCGUUUAUUUUUUCAUCCGAGCAAAACAUGAAGUACAAAUACCCCAGCUCAUGGACUUACUGACAAUUUAUGACAGUGUGUUACUAUUUAAGAAAUGUACAGUGUGUUAAAUGCAAUUUCAUUUUGUGACUUUGUCACUACGUACCUAGGUGGUGAUGUUCGUGACGCUUUCAUAAAAGUUUCCUUUAGUGUGAUAUAUCAUCUAAAUGCACACUGUUUAAUGUGAUGCAAACAAGAAGGGCGACGCAAGCGAAUAUUGAAAAAUAUGUGACGGAUAGUAAGGACGAUUUUGUCCCCAAGGACGUGGUUUGGAUCGACAAGGCGAAAUGCGAGCUGAAGUUCGGACUUGCAAAUCGAUGUUGAACCAUCCUGAACCCUAUGUCUAUGCUGUGAGAUACUAACUUAAUUAAUCAUGGACCGAGAGUUGUAUUUUGAUUUUGCGGGUUUCGUGGGAUGAAAUUUCCGAGCUUUUGGUGCAAGCAUUGAGAGUGAUUUCCAAAUAAGUUGCGUCUUUUUUUCCCUCUAGUCUGUCGGUACUUUGCCAUUGAGAUCUAUUCAAUUUGAGGAGGUAAUAGGUGUUUGCACAGCCCAUUUUGUAAUUUAGCUAUUUGCAAUUUUAGUGUGUGUGUGAUUUCGCUGUGCAUGCUCGUGUAUGAUCUGCUACACAGACAAAAUGAAAUAGUAUUUGAGAGGACAGCAAUAAUAAAAUGUAGUAUUUAAAGUGUAUCGUCAGAGUAAAAGUGUUCUAACCGCUAGUAAGAUUGUAUGACAGCUAUUUUAUGACUCUCUUCUUUCUUUGAGCAAGGUCUGAAUUCACAAACUGUAUGUACGAUGCCACUUUGAAGAGACAAGUCGUGAGGUUACACAUCUCCGUGACACUGCACGUGGGCAUCUUUUAGAAGAAUAAAGAAUGUAACGCAGUGAU